Carcharodon carcharias (great white shark) is the source of this 2118-nucleotide messenger RNA. Its product is annotated as V-type proton ATPase catalytic subunit A-like. The coding region runs from base 153 to 2006 and encodes 617 amino acids. Gene Ontology annotation, biological process: ATP metabolic process; proton transmembrane transport. Gene Ontology annotation, cellular component: proton-transporting V-type ATPase, V1 domain; lysosomal membrane. Lineage: Eukaryota; Metazoa; Chordata; Chondrichthyes; Lamniformes; Lamnidae. The record is from RefSeq and is a predicted model, not a curated record. Gene Ontology annotation, molecular function: proton-transporting ATPase activity, rotational mechanism; ATP hydrolysis activity; ATP binding. The transcript has 15 exons.
CCAAAGUUACAGAGAAAGAAAGUGAAACAAGGGAGACAGGGAGACAGAAACAGUGGGAGAGGGAGAGAGAGAGAGCAGGAGAGGGUGCGUGCUGGAUAAAGACUCCAUCAGUUCUGAUACACAUUGCAGAGUCACUAAGACAUAACGCAAGGAUGGACUUCGGGAAACUUCCAAAGGUUUGCAAUGAAGAACGAGAGAGCAUGUUUGGAUACGUCCAUGGAGUCUCGGGCCCAGUCGUCUUGGCGUCCAACAUGUCCGGCGCCGCCAUGUAUGAGUUGGUGAGGGUCGGCCACAGUGAGCUGGUUGGUGAGAUUAUCCGAUUGGAAGGGGACAUGGCAACUGUCCAAGUCUACGAGGAGACCUCUGGUGUGUCGGUGGGCGACCCUGUGCUGCGGACCGAGAAGCCCCUGUCGGUGGAGCUGGGCCCCGGGAUCAUGGGCUCCAUCUUCGAUGGGAUCCAGAGGCCCCUCUUCGACAUCUGGCAGCUAACCCAGAGCAUCUACAUCCCCAGGGGCGUCAAUGUCACCCCGCUGCCCACCCACGCCAAGUGGGAGUUCACCCCGGAGCCUCACAUCAGGGUUGGGAGCCACGUCACUGGAGGGGACGUUUAUGCCUCGGUCUUCGAGAACUCCCUGAUCAAACACAAGAUUAUGGUGCCCCCCAAGAGCAGGGGGACAGUGACCUCCAUCGCACCGCCCGGGUACUACGACGUGACUGACGUGUUGGUGGAGCUGGACUUUGAGGGGGUGAAGGAGCAGCUGACCAUGGUCCAAGUAUGGCCAGUGCGACAGAUACGUCCAGUGUCUGAAAAACUGCCCUCCAAUCACCCGCUGCUGACCGGCCAGAGAGUCUUAGAUGCCCUUUUCCCGUGUGUUCUGGGAGGAACGACAGCCAUUCCCGGAGCGUUUGGGUGUGGGAAAACCGUUAUCUCCCAGUCCCUCUCCAAAUUCUCCAACAGCGAUGUCAUUGUCUAUGUGGGCUGCGGAGAGAGAGGCAACGAGAUGGCAGAGGUGCUCAGGGACUUCCCAGAGCUGACGAUGGAGGUUGAUGGGAAGUUGGAGAGCAUCAUGAAGAGAACGGCCCUCGUCGCCAACACCUCCAACAUGCCUGUGGCAGCUCGCGAGGCGUCAAUCUACACCGGGAUCACCCUCUCCGAAUAUUUCCGGGACAUGGGUUACGACGUCAGCAUGAUGGCCGACUCUACGUCCCGCUGGGCGGAGGCCCUUCGAGAGAUCUCGGGUCGUCUGGCGGAGAUGCCCGCGGACAGUGGGUACCCUGCCUACCUUGGAGCGCGAUUGGCCUCCUUCUAUGAGAGGGCCGGACGAGUGAAGUGUCUGGGUAGCCCCGACAGAGAAGGCAGUGUCAGCAUUGUUGGAGCAGUCUCUCCUCCUGGUGGAGAUUUCUCGGACCCGGUCACUUCUGCGACGCUGGGAAUUGUACAGGUAUUCUGGGGUCUUGAUAAGAAGCUAGCACAGCAGAAACAUUUCCCCUCGGUUAACUGGCUGAUCAGCUACAGUAAGUACACGCGUGCUCUGGACGAGUAUUAUGAGAAGCACUUCUCGGAGUUUGUCCCUCUCCGCACUAAGGCCAAGGAGAUUCUUCAGGAGGAGGAAGACCUGGCUGAGAUUGUCCAGCUGGUUGGAAAGGCUUCCUUGGCUGAGACCGAUAAGAUCACUCUGGAGGUGGCAAAGCUCCUUAAGGAUGAUUUCCUGCAGCAGAAUGGACAUUCUCCAUACGACAGGUUUUGCCCCUUCUACAAGACGGUGGGGAUCCUACAGAACAUCAUCGGGUUCUAUGAGCUGGCGCGGCACACGGUGGAGACCACAGCGCACUCCGAGAGCCAGAUCACCUGGUCAGUCAUCCGCGAGAACCUGGGAGACAUCCUCUACAAGCUCAGCUCCAUGAAGUUCAAGGAUCCAGUCAGGGAUGGGGAAGCGAAGAUCAAGGCAGAUUACGCUCAGCUCCAUGACGAGAUGCAAAACGCAUUCCGCAAUCUGGAGGAUUAAAGCAAUGGACAGGCUGAUCGACCAUGGGAGGUGUCACCCUGAGCUUAAUUCAGGACAUUACUCAUAGAGAAGUGAUCGCCAAGCAUGUUCCCCACAUCAAAUUCAAAUAAAA